Cylindrotheca closterium is the source of this 1953-nucleotide messenger RNA. NCBI's taxonomy places the organism in Eukaryota, Bacillariophyta, Bacillariophyceae, Bacillariales, Bacillariaceae. The record is from the annotation of a GenBank genome assembly.
AUGACGACCAGUGAUGUGACAGACUGGGAACCCAUUACAUUGUGGGAAGCAUCACAGAAAUGGGUGAAUUGUCGUCAGAAAGGAAAUGAAACGGUAAUUGAAUACCGUAAACGAUUUGAAGAAUGCGCAACUACAGUAUUAUCUUUCAUGGGUGAUUCGUGGCUAGAUGUGUUUGCCUCAAAGACGACCGCAUAUCAUGAAAUUAAAAACAAUCAUCCGACUAAUGGUUUAUCGGAUAGAGAAAAGAAGCGAGUUGCCGCAGAAGUCGAAGCACUUCAAGAAGAAUUUCAGGAAGAGUUUGUAAACUUGUUCUGUGCUGCUGGGUUACUGCACAACUGUGAUCGUGCACGAUACCAGCCGGUACUUGAUCAUUUUGUUACUGCAUACACUGUGGAGCACGUGGAUUAUGCUCAGCGAGAUUUGUUUCCGAGAGAUGUGGAAACUGCAGCCAAGGCGCUACACAAUCAUCGGGUUAAGAAAACAACAACACCAAAACAUAACAACAACAACAACACAAAUGAUAAAGCGAACACACCACAGAAUGGUACUAACCUUGCACAGGAUUACAACAAGGAGAGUAAGCGUAAAUGUUUUUGCUGUGGUAAGGCGGAUCAUGUUGCACCGCGAUGUGAACAUCGAUUCCGACCCAAGGAACAAUGGAAAGAUCCGACAAAAUGGAGAUCGUAUCCCAAGAAUGAAUCGGGACGCAAACAGGUACACCUGCAGGCAAGCACCGAGGAUGGGUCUUUGCAGUCAAGUGUGACAGCUAACACCACAGGUACGCUCGCUACCAAUGAUGGUGGUAUUUCUCAGCAGAACCAUAUGCAGACUGGUUCGGCUGACAGGAGUGGUGGUCCACAGCCUCGAAAGCAAAAGAUUGGCAUUCAGGGGUGGAAUAUGGCUCAGUUUGGCGGACGUACGAGAAGACCGCCGCCUAUUUUAAGACCUUCAAGAUUUGGGACGUCACCACCACAUGACAUAAUGGCAAACUGGCAGGUACAAUUGGAUGCUGUCAGAGCAGCUGAAGAAGACAACAGUGUUACAAGUACGCAGAGCUCCAACAUACAGGUUGGUAGGGAAGUAGCUGUGAUGCAUUCCCAAGCUCAUCAGGGACUCAAGUACAAGGUUAGCAGCGAUCUGGUAUAUCUUGAUUCAAAUGAUUAUAAGGAUGGCAAGAUUCCGGAGCAUUUUGAUAUGCAUGAUCCGAAGUGGUUUCGCUCGGGCGCAACAGGUCCGUCCCUUGACACUGGUUUGACAUUUCAUCUCCGCAAAGAUUCGAUGAAUGCGAAGAUGGGAACAUUGAAAGAGCUUCCGUAUAUGUUCAAUUAUGGAACAAAUGUCGGAGGAGGAAGGAAUCUAACACAUGAAGUUGAGAGUAAACACAUGAAUAAUAUGUGUAAGUAUGACGCCGAUGCGAUCUGUGAUGUGGACAGUGCGUCGUUAUUGGUAAAAGAAGGGUAUCGUAUCGUGAUGGAUACCAACGUAGAAAAUGCAUUUUUUGUUUCCAAAGAUGGGAAUCAAUGGAUUUACAGAGAAAAGGAUGGGUUGUAUACUUAUGAUCCCCAUGAGGGGCAGAGUCAUUGCAAUGUGUGCAUGGAAAUUGGACCGACGGGUGAAGCCUGCAGGUCGUGCAGAGCCCACGGUGGUUUCGUGCCGGGUGAAUCGUAUCAUGGCGGCAACGAUAAUACAACUAGUCAACAUACUUCCCGUUACUCUGGUCUCCAAACUGUAAAAAAGAACAUAGAGGGUUACACCCCACGACAAGUUGACCGAGCAAACGCUGCAAGAUCCGGGUAUCACAUGGGUGGUGCACCAGGGAUUGAAGCAUUCAAAGUUGCCGUACGCUCCAGUUUAUUCAAGAAUUGUCCCAUCAGAGAAGAAGACAUUGUUAUUGCUGAUAAGAUUUAUGGACCAAGCGCUUCAGUUCUUAAAGGAAAGACUAAGCGUCCAUGA